CACCCAAUGACCCAAAAAGAAAAUAAUAAUAAUCCAUUCAAUUUCUGAUCUCAACCAUCCAAGUUCUUCUUUAAUCCUGUCAUUUUCUUCUUCAACUUGGAUCAUAAAAGAAGCUAUUUUGAAUCAUUUGAUCAGGUCUAUGGUCUUUUUUCAUUUCUCUAUAUAAGUUCUUUUUGCUCAUUGACACAGAAGCAUCUCACUUUCAAUAGCUGAUACUGAAGGUUUCAUACAACGCAUGUGCUUCUGAUACAUCUGUUUAUUUCUUAAAGGCAGAAGAGCUUAGGAGAGACUGUUCUAACUUCCAUUUUAACUUCCAAAUGGAGUACUCAAAUGACCGCGUCUUUGAAUUCAAUGUAAAGCAAGGAGAACCAGCUCUGGUUCCUCCUACAGAGGAAACAGAGAAGGGUUUGUAUUUCCUUUCAAAUCUCGACCAGAACAUCGCUGUGAUUGUCCGAACCGUCUACUGUUUCGAGGCCGGUGUCAAAGGGAAUGAAAGUGCAGCUGAAGUUAUCAAGGAUGCAUUGGCAAAGGUUCUUGUACACUACUAUCCACUGGCGGGCCGCCUUACAAUCAGCUCAGAAGGAAAGCUGAUUGUGGAUUGCACGGGCGAAGGAGCCGUCUUAGUUGAGGCGGAUGCAGAUUGUACAAUGGAUAUGAUCGGAGAUAUAGCGAAGCCCGAUCCCAUCACUCUUGGGAAGCUUGUUUACAACAUUCCUGGUGCCAAGAACAUACUGGACAUACCUCCUCUGGUGGCACAGGUGACUAGAUUCAAGUGUGGAGGAUUUGUUCUUGGGCUAGCCUUGAACCACUGCAUGUUUGAUGGGCUCGGCGCAAUGGAGUUUGUGAACUCAUGGGCGGAAACCGCUCGUGGCUUGCCAUUAACCGUCCCUCCGUUCCUAGAUCGAAACAUCCUCAAAUCAAGGGUCCCACCCAAAAUAGACUUCCCCCACCAUGAAUUUGCAGAGAUCAAGGGCAUAUCCAAUGUUGUUGAUAUCGACAAUGAUGAGAUGCUCUACCGGUCCUUCUGUUUUGACCCCAAAAAGCUCGAACACCUCAAACGAAAAGCCAUGGCUGACGAGGCCCUUGACAAGUGCACCACAUUCGAAGCGCUCUCUGGAUUUGUGUGGAGAGCUCGAACCCAGGCGUUACAGAUGCACCCUGAUCAACAGACAAAGCUCCUCUUCGCAGUUGAUGGACGAUCAAGAUUCAACCCGCCGCUACCAAAAGGAUACUUUGGCAAUGGAAUAGUACUAACCAAUUCAUUAUGCAAUGUGGGCCAGUUGAUACAUAAUCCACUGUCAUUUUCAGUUGGGUUAGUUCAAAAGGCGGUUAAGAUGGUCACGGAUGAUUACAUGAGAUCGGCCAUUGAUUACUUCGAAGUGACAAGAGAUCGGCCUUCUCUAAACGCAACGCUUCUUAUAACUACUUGGUCUAGGCUGUCUUUCCAUAAUUCAGAUUUUGGGUGGGGAGAGCCAAUGCAGUCGGGCCCGGUCACUCUGCCUGAGAAGGAAGUUAUCCUGUUUCUAUCACACGGGAAAGAGGAGAAAAGCAUUAAUGUGCUGCUGGGUCUGCCUGCUACAGCUAUGCCUAUCUUCGAAGAACUGAUGCAGAUAUAAAAGGAAAAUUAGUAUGUGUGUUUAGUUGGUAUAUCUCUAGAAGAGGAAUGCUAAUUCUACAAGUCCACAUCAAGCCAUACACUAUGUGAGCCCAACCAUGUCGAUGCCCUUAGAUGAAAACUAAGCCAGUCUGAUCAUCAGGUGGGCCGCACAUGUACAUUGAGUACGACCAUGGAAGAUCUCUUUCUUAACUGCCUGUUCUUUCUGUACACAUAGGCCGACCUGAUGGUUCGACCAGACUGAUUUUCAGGGCCAGGGCAUAAACAGCAGGGCCCACCAGUAAGUUGCACAUGUGGGCUAUGCCGGCACAUGUGUGCGCAGCAUGUGGUUGUGUGGGUAGAAUUAACAGAUCUCUCCUUAGAGUUAUAGUUGGAUAUUGCAAGCUCUUUGUGUGUAGAUUAGAUGCUUUGUUGCUCAUAAGAAUUCUUUUAGACCCAAAUGCACUUCAUAUAGAAGUACUGUUUGGAUCUGUAUUUCAUGUUUUUUAAUAUAUUCAAGAAGUUCUGUGGUGGAAACUUGAGUUAAACAACACUAGGUG
Molecule: messenger RNA, 2154 nt
Organism: Magnolia sinica
Lineage: Eukaryota; Viridiplantae; Streptophyta; Magnoliopsida; Magnoliales; Magnoliaceae
Product: omega-hydroxypalmitate O-feruloyl transferase-like
Exons: 3
Coding region: 318-1616 (432 amino acids)
Molecular function (GO): acyltransferase activity, transferring groups other than amino-acyl groups
Source: RefSeq, a predicted model, not a curated record